UUAAUUUUCCGACCCAUUUCCUACCAAAUAUUGAAUAGAAAUGGCAACCAUCACUUCUGUUACUCCCACUUCCACAGUAACCCGCACGGAUCUCGUAUACAAGCCAUUGGCAGGGGUUCAAUCCUCACCUGUUCUUGCGUUGCCAGCAAUGGCGAAGAUGGGCGGGAGAGUGAGAUGUUCCAUGGAGGGGAAGCCUAGAAUAAUGCAGGAAAGUGGAUCAAAGAUGGGGAUGGGUGCGUCAAUGAUGGCGGCAGCCUGUGCAGCAGCCAUGUCAAGCCCUGCGGCCAUGGCUCUGGUGGACGAGAGACUGAGCACUGAGGGGACAGGUCUUCCCUUUGGUCUGAGCAACAACCUUCUAGGCUGGAUCCUGCUUGGUGUGUUUGGUCUCAUCUGGUCUUUCUAUACCAUUUACACAUCUACUCUUGAAGAGGAUGAGGAUUCGGGAUUAUCCCUCUAAUUCAGCCAAAGUUUUCUUUGAAGAAACCGAAUGUAUAAACUACCUUCUCAUGUGCUGUUGUAGUAAAACUGCCUUAUUUUU
Messenger RNA from Juglans microcarpa x Juglans regia, 538 nucleotides. Its product is annotated as photosystem II reaction center W protein, chloroplastic-like. NCBI's taxonomy places the organism in Eukaryota, Viridiplantae, Streptophyta, Magnoliopsida, Fagales, Juglandaceae. Gene Ontology annotation, cellular component: photosystem II; chloroplast. The coding region runs from base 41 to 457 and encodes 138 amino acids. The record is from RefSeq and is a predicted model, not a curated record. Gene Ontology annotation, biological process: photosynthesis. The transcript is spliced from 2 exons.